AAGCAACAAACAUGGAGUUUACCAGACGCUACCUGCCAAUGGAAUGGGAAGAGCGAUGGAGGAGAGAGAAGGAGAGAAGACAAAGAGAGAUUGAAGAAGGGGGAGAAGAAGGAAGAGAACAGGACAAUCGUGAGUUGAGGAGGAUUGUGGCUUACAAUGACUCCAGGAGUGGCCUGACAAGUGGAAGGGGUGAUAAAGAGGGGUCAGGGGUGAGGAUGAGUGGUUCGAGUCAGGAGGGAACUGGGGAUCCUAUCUGCAAAGUUGCAUUUGGGGAUGAAGGACACGGUGAUAAUGUCCGCCUGUAUCGCAGUGAGACUUAUCCAAAGGAGGUGUUUACUGUCCUGAAGGAAUUCCUGGACUCAUCCCUUCUCACAGACCUGACUUUGAUCACUGAUAAAAAGAACCGGUUUGAGGUACACUCCCCUGUCCUUGCUGCUGUCAGCUCCUUCAUCCAAGAGAGACUGAGGAAUAAUGUUGGGGAACAAUCCGAUGAGGAUAAAGGAGUUCAAAGGAGAACAGUUGCACUGGGUCCUGAGGUUGAUCAAGCUGGACUUCAGGCAGUUGUGGAGUUUGCCUACACUGGAGCUGCAUUGUCUUUGAACCAAGACAGCAUAGCUCAGAUUAAGGCUGCAGCUCAAGCACUGGGGGUUCCUAGAGUAUUGGAUCUCUGCAACAAGGAAGAGCAGAUGAGGGGGGAUGGUAAUCCAAGAAAGGAGGAGCGCAAGAUCUCUGCUCUAGAAGAGAUGAAGAUAACCCUCCAGACCAUUAAUCAGCUGUGGGUAGACAAACUGGGAUGUGAUGUGAUUCUGGAUGUGGAUGGUACUUUAUUCCAUGUCCACAGAGUUAUCCUUGCGUCAAGCAGUGACUACUUCCGUGGGAUGUUCACCUGUGGGAUGAAGGAAUCAAGUCAGACCUGCAUUUCCCUGCCCUUCCUGUCAGCUCCGGAGUUGGAGGCUCUCAUCAGUUGCUCCUACAGAGGGAUCCUUCCACUAACCUGGGACUGUGUCUUUGAGAUCACCUGCACGGCCCUCCAGCUCCAGUUCCAGGCAACCCUCUCGCUUUGCCUGAACUUCCUGCGACAGGAGAUGGAUGCAAGCUCCUGCUUGGAUGUGGCAUCUUUCGCUGAAGCCUAUGGGAUGUCAGAUCUUCUCGAGGAAGCCAAUGACUUGGUACUGAGGGAUUUCUGGGAGGUGUCAGCCACGGCAAAGUUUCUGGACUUACCCGCAGAGAAGCUGCUGGACAUCCUCUGCUGUGAUGGUCUGUGUGUGCCUUCAGAGUUGGUUGUUUUUCGAGCUGUGUCCUCCUGGAUAAAUGCUGAUCCUGAGGAAAGAUCGGCUCAGGCUGGCUUAUUGAUGACUGGAGUCAGGUUCCCCUUGAUGACAUUUCGAGAAUUCAAGGAGGUCAGGGCCAUCAACCUGCGAAUGGAAUGCUUGGGAAACAAAGAUGUGGAACUCUAUGGUUUGGCACUCAAGAAAUUUGGGUUCAGUCUCCCCACAACCCAGGAUCAGUGUCGGGUCCGGCACCCCAAAGACACUGUGGUUCUUGUUGGAGGAGACCAGCUGCACCCAGAUAUGGGACAGCGCAAACCAAGCAGAGAAGUGUGGUUUGCAAACUCUCUACGCAGUGGGACAGGGUUGGUGAAGGAGAUGGAGUGGAGAAUGCUGGGUGAGAUUCCAGACAAGCCAAAGUUCAGGCAUGGGGUAGUGGCAAUGUUGGGAAGGUUGUACGUGGUUGGGGGAUGUGACUACUACACCAAGGAUGACAUGAUGAAAUCUGCCUACAGCUAUGACCCUGAGCAGGACAGCUGGAGGAGGCUGGCUGACAUGCAGGACUACAGGAGUAACUUCUCAUUGGUGGUACACCAGGAGCGUCUUUAUGCCAUUGGUGGGGAUAAGGAGCUGAACACCAACCUGGACAGUGUUGAGAUGUACGACCCAGACACUGACACCUGGAGCUUUGUCCGGCCCCUGGACCAGGCUCUGAGUGGCCAUGCUGUCACUGUCUUGGAUGGAGGAAUCUUCAUAUCUGGAGGUUACAACUGUGAGUAUGUGUGUCUGGUCUCCAUGUUCCUGUACCACCCAAAGAGAGGCACCACCUACCUGGCAGACAUGAACCAAAACCGGGCCCAGCAUUGCAUGGAGUCCCUGCGAGGCCGUCUUUACGUAGCUGGUGGUGUGUGUAACCUGAGGAAGUUUUACACUGACCAGCAAGCCUGCGAAGUUUACGAUCCCGUGUCCGAUUCCUGGAACGCCUUCGCAUCACUUCCUGUUCCUCACGUGGGUGCAGCAUCAGCCGUCCUGGAGGGGAAGAUCUACGUACUAGGAGGGUACUGCCAGGAGGAUUACAGUGAGUCCGGGCUGGUUCACAGGUUCAAUCUGAGCACACAGAGAUGGGAGAACAUGGGGAAGAUGCCGGGGGCUGUUACUGACAUACGGGCCUGUUUGCUCCGAUUGCCCAAACACUUACGAUUUUAGAUUAAAACUUUUAGAUGCUGACAGACAUUUCAUGGUGUGAUCUCUUCUGCAGAAAUCAUGCAUUUUGGGAAUAAGCACUUCGGCUAACAGUCCAUUGUAUUGGACAUUGUAUCCUAUGUACAGGCUAUUUUUAAGACACAUACAGUUUCUCCACAUCAUCAGCUUUGCCAAUGUUUGGUUACUCUCUCUUGAAGAGGGGAUUAUUUAUAUUGGUGGCCAUCGCACAAGUAAUGCUUCCCUUAAACGUCAUGAGCUCCGAACUGUUUUGAGCACACGCGUUCCAUCAGUUUACCCCUUUGUCAGACUGAUCCUUUACAGAGAUGUUUCAAAUAGUCAGAGCUGGGCACAGGUCUGUUAAUCAUCAGUUACUUUUUAUUCACUUUUAAAGUGGACGUUAAUUUGAUCACGAUUGUUGAAACCUUAAACUUCCACUAAGUUCAAUUUUCUUUAACAUUGUCACUUUGGCAUUACUUGACAGUUGUGUGAUAAUAGAUUUGUCAAGAUAUACAGUAUCUGUCAUGUCAUACUUGCUAUAUAGAGGAGGGAGUUUGUGAAAGAUGUUAAAGCUUCUCACCACCAUGUGGCAGCAGAGUGCCACUGACUAACUCAUGAUGAGGACUUAUUGGGUACUGCCCACCCACCUGAGUAAGAAGGAUCCAAAUGACACCACAUCAAUGAAAGGCCAAUCUGAAGUCUGCAAUGUGAUUUCACGCCCUAAACUCACCAUGUGUUGUUCAAUCUUGUACACUUCGCAGAGUUGAGCCUAAUUCACAAUUAGCCAAUAAUACAACCAGACGUUAUUUGCGAAAGCACUUUUCACACAUAUUAGCACAAGAAAAAAUACAGUGGGUAAAUGAAUUCAUGUCUUUGUAAUGUUUAAGGCUCUAUUUAGUAUCACUGUUCAAGAAAAUGAGUAAAAACAGGUACUGAGGAUUUAAAAUUGUAAAUCAAUUAGUACUUGCAUGACAACCAAGAAAUGAAACUGGCUAAACUACUCAAGUCAUCUGUGUUUUAUAUGUAGUCUGCAUGGAGCACAAGGUGCUGAAUGUUGUGUCACUUCUCUGUGCAAACAUUAGAGGGCGCUGUUGCUCUUGAAGUAGACAGCUUUGCCAAAGAGGAGCUUGUCUCUGGGCCUCGUUCUUGUGUGCAGGUUUGAGCUUCUUGACAGUUUUAUGCAACAAAACUUUGACUCCAUUUCAUUUCAGAGGGAAUAUUGCACCUUUUAUUGCACCGAGUAUGUGAUUGGGAUUGUAAAUUUGCAGGGUUGUCCCUACAGUACCAUAAGAUCUCUGUUAUAGGUGGAAAUUGCUGAUGUUUGCAACAUAAAAAAGUAAAUUUACCUUCCCUCUUGAUGGUUUCCCAGCAAGCAUUCGUGCAUCUAUUACUCUCAGUUGGCUUGUUUGGGCACGAUGGUCCCUGAGGGUCUCAAUUCUGCUGACUCACUGACAUCAGAGGAACCCUCUCAGAGAGGACGGCAGGUAUAUAAGGCGCUGAGGAAAACGCAGCCUCCUCAAAACUCUGAGAGAUAAAGAACAGACACUGCAAACUCCAAAUUGAGGAGAUGGAGUUCAGGACUUUGCUUCUGCUGACCCUCCUGGGGCUGUGGCUGGUGGAGGAAGGGGUCGGACAGAGAGGUGACAUGGAUAUACAUGAGUGGCUGACAGCUAAAGAGGAACUAAUUAAAAAGUUGGAGGACAAACUGAAAGAUGUGGAAAGAUGGCAGAGUGAUGUUGAAGCUUUGGAGGCCAGGCUCAAUGCGACCGUGGACGAGCUCACGAGACAGAAAGCUGAAGUGGAAAAACUGAACAAAGAGAACAAAGGCCUUCAAAUGAGACUGAACACAACAGAGAAGGAGAUUGAUGAGCUGAAACAGAGCAAGGCUAAAGGAGCUCCUCAGAUUGCAUUCUCCGUCUCUUUGGCCAACUUUGGAGAGAUUUACAGAGGACCCUGCACGGACAAGACUCUGAUAUUCAAAAGGAUCUUCUCAAACAUUGGCAAUGGUUAUGAUAACAACACAGGAGUCUUCACAGCACCACUGAACGGUCUCUACUACUUCAGCUUCAGCACCUAUGGCUACAACACUCAUGUAAUGGGGGCCAUAUUAAUAAAAAACAGCAUCCGUCAAAUCUCAACCUAUGAUUACCCCUCAGACGACGGCUCGGACAAUAGCAGUAACUCUGUAGUUCUGCAGUUGGCUGCAGGUGAUGAGGUGCACAUGGAACUGUGGGAUGAUGGCAGAGUGUUUGACAACCUGAAUGGACACACAACAUUCAGUGGGUUUCUUAUCUUUCCCAUGUAAAUGUUGAGGAAAUUGCAUUAUUAUUGUGAAGAUACACUAUGAUAUUAAAAGGACUGUCCUGAUAUGAAGAUUAUGAAAGAGAUGAGGACAGUCUGCACACUUACUACAUGCCACAAACACCUCACUAAUCAUUACAUUUCAAAGCUAUGGUCUUCAUAAGGUAAAUAAUGACCCGGCAAACACCAUCGCAUCAACAGGUUGUGGUGAUUAGAACCAUGGCAUUGUAUCGGUGAUGAAACAAAGGUCAAAACAUUGUGUUUUUGUUGGUGAUGACCAAAGCAUUGUAUAGUAUAUUUUUUGCAAAGACCAUAGUGUCCAAACAUUGCUUGUUUAAGAAAACCCUCGCAUUGUACAUUAUGUUUGUUAAAGAAGACUAUAGCAUCAACUCUUUGUGUUUGUUGGCGAAUACCAGAGCGCUUCUCAUCAGCGUUUACUGUUGCCAGGUUAUGAAUGUAGUCUUGCAGCAGUUCCGCUUCCCUAAGUAGAGGCCGCUGGUUCUGUUUUAAAAUGCUCUGUAUGCUUCAUAUUUGCUUUCAUGCAAUGGCAUUUCAACAAUAAACUGUAAAAACUA
Messenger RNA from Notolabrus celidotus (New Zealand spotty), 5344 nucleotides. Its product is annotated as kelch-like protein 33. NCBI's taxonomy places the organism in Eukaryota, Metazoa, Chordata, Actinopteri, Labriformes, Labridae. The transcript has 7 exons. The record is from RefSeq and is a predicted model, not a curated record. Bases 12 to 2474 code for a protein of 820 amino acids. Gene Ontology annotation, molecular function: protein binding.